Molecule: messenger RNA, 3012 nt
Organism: Phaedon cochleariae (mustard beetle)
Lineage: Eukaryota; Metazoa; Arthropoda; Insecta; Coleoptera; Chrysomelidae
Source: the annotation of a GenBank genome assembly
AAAUCAAAACUUCAUAUUCAGGGAAAAUAGACGUAAAAACCUUAGUAAAAAGUGAAAAACAAGAACUUUCAAUAUAUUUAUGCACAUAAUUUUAUUGGGUUGAGCAGUUUGCUGAACAUAAACUAUUGGCAGUACCUAAUAAGUUUUGAACAUGGAAAUUGAAACAGAAGGUUUUGAUCAAAGAAAUGAUAAAAAAUCAACUAAUGAAUCGGGAAGCCCCAAAUCUCGUUCUUCAUCAGCUGCUUCCAACAAAUCUAGUAGGAGCAGAUCUCGUUCUGGAAGUCCUACAGCAACCAAUGAUGGUGAUGUAUCAGGAAGAAGAAAAUCUCGAUCACCUUCACGGGAGUCUCGAUCUAGAUCUCACAGUAGGGUUGGUUCUAGAGCCUCUAGAUCACGAUCUCCUUCAGGUGGAUCUAGACAUUCUCAGAAGUCUGGAGUAUCUAGGUCUCCAUCAGGAGGAUCAAGACAAUCAAAUUCCAGAUCACGUUCGAGAUCACAAACCAGAAGAAGUAGAUCUCGCUCUGGAUCAAUAAAUGCUGCAGAUACAAAAGAAAAAUCUGUAUCUCCAGCACAAAAUAGAUCUAGAUCAGGUUCACGUAAGUCUAGAUCUAAAUCUAAAUCACCUGCUGCUAGAUCACGUUCAAGAUCUGCACAAUCUGAUUCAAGAAAAUCGCGGUCUAGAUCCCGUUCAGGUUCUGCCAAGGCAAGAUCGAGGUCAGGGUCAAGAAAAUCUCGAUCAAGAUCAGCUUCUGUCAAAGAUAGGUCUGGGUCUGCAUCUAGAAAAUCAAGAUCUAGGUCACGUUCUGGCUCAGCUGAGGCAAAGUCAAGGUCAGGAUCUAGAAAAUCCCGAUCUAGGUCACGCUCAGGUUCAGCCAAGUCAAGGUCAAAGUCAGGCUCCAGGAAAUCUAGAUCAAGGUCACGUUCAGGUCCGGAGGACGCAAAGUCUGGAACGAAAAAAUCAAGGUCUAGGUCUCGUUCAGGCUCAACUAAGGCGAUUUCGGAGUCUAGAAAAUCAAGAUCUAGGUCCCGUUCUGGUUCAGGAUCGAGAAAAUCGAAGUCCAGAUCACGUUCUGGUUCUGCUAAGGCAAGGUCCCGGUCAGGAUCAAGAAAAUCAAGGUCACGUUCAGGUUCUGCCAAGGCUGCAUCCAGAUCUAGAUCACGUUCUGGAUCAGCGAAUGCUCGAUCUAGAUCUAGAAGUGGCUCAAGAAAAUCGAGAUCAGGUUCCAGAUCAAGGUCAGGAUCCAGAAGGUCACGGUCCGGAUCCGGGAAAUCCAGAUCCAGGUCUGGCUCUCGUAGAUCCAGAUCCGGUUCGGCGAAAUCAAGGUCUAGAUCUGGUUCGAGAAGGUCGAGGUCAGGCUCCGCCCGAUCAAGGUCGGGCUCGCGCUCGAGAAGGUCGCGAUCGGGGUCGAGGAGAUCGAGGUCAGGUUCGAGGAGAUCGAGAUCAGGCUCGAAGAGAUCGAGAUCAGGGUCGGCCAGGUCUCGGUCCGGUUCGAGGCGUUCUAGAUCAGGCUCAAGGUCGCGGUCGGGUUCAAGACGUUCGAGAUCGGGCUCUGCCAAGUCUCGAUCGGGCUCUAGACGGUCUCACUCUGGCUCCCGCAGGUCGAGGUCGGGUUCGCGAAGGUCGAGGUCGGGUUCGCGAAAGUCGAGGUCGGGAUCUAGAAGAUCGAGAUCGGGUUCGCGAAAAUCAAGGUCGGGUUCACGAAGGUCAAGAUCGGGUUCACGAAGGUCAAGAUCGGGUUCACGAAGAUCAAGAUCGGGUUCACGAAGAUCAAGAUCUGGAUCGCGAAGGUCAAGAUCGGGUUCCAAGUCGAGGUCUAGAUCCCGAUCGGGCUCGAUUAAGCGUGGUAGCAAACGUGCGUUGCUCUCCGAUUCCGAGGAUGAUGGCGGAAUUAAACCGAAAGCAGCCAAAACAGUAUUGAGCGACGACGAAGACGAUGCUGGUCCUUCGGAAGUGCAGCAGGAGGGGGCACCUGAAGAGGAGGAGCAGCAGGCGCCGCAGCAGGACGAUUACGAUUCCGACGAGGGCGUAGAUAGGCAUGGAGGAGAUGAUAAUCAUGGUUUGUCUGAUUUUGAUGUGAUGUUACAAAAAAAACGUGAAGAGGGUAACAGGAAACGCAAACGUAAGGAUAUUGAUAUUAUCAAUGAUAAUGAUGACAUCAUUGCCGGACUACUUGGAGAUAUGAGGAAUGCAGCCGAGGAAGACAGAAAACUAAAUCAAGCUUUGAAACCAGCAACAAAGAAAAUUGGAAUGUUAGCCAAAGUCAUGUCACAGUUGAAAAAACACGAUUUACAGUUAGCUUUUAUAGAACACAAUGUUCUCAGCGUUUUGACAGACUGGUUGGCGCCUAUGCCUGAUAGGUCCAUGCCUUCAUUGCAAGUUAGAGAUGCUUUGCUAAAAUUGUUAGCAGAUUUCCCAAAAGUAGACCAGUCCACUCUGAAGCAUUCAGGCAUUGGAAAGGCUGUCAUGUAUUUGUAUAAACAUCCAAAGGAAACCAAAGAAAAUAGGGAAAGAGCAGGAAGAUUGAUCAGCGAGUGGGCUAGGCCGAUUUUCAAUUUGUCAACGGACUUCAAAGCUUUGAGUAAAGAAGAGAGGUUGCAGAGGGAUUAUGAACAAAGAGGUGGUAAGAGGAGGAGGUCUGAAGAUGGCGAGUCAUCACAAGAGCGGAAAGAACUAACGCAAGCCCUAAAUGCUGAGGGAAAACCCCUGAGGCCUGGCGAAAAAGGCUGGGUUGCUCGAGCUAGGGUUCCAAUUCCAUCAAAUAAAGACUACCUUGUCCGACCAAAAUGGCAGUCAGAAGUUGAUAUUAGUACGACUACGAAGAAGGGCAUGAAUAGAUUUGAGAAGCACUAUAAGAACUUCUUGGAUACAAAGAGAUUGAAGCAGACCAGAAGAGCUGUGGAAAUUUCGAUAGAAGGAAGAAAGUUAGCUUUGUAAUUAUUAAUGAUAGCAAUUAAGUUUUUAGAGUAGCUGAACUUUCAUAAGUCUUUUUUGUAAGAAUGAUUAUAAUGUAU